AUGGAACUAGACGCAAGACAGCAAAAGCAUAUUAAAAACAUUGGCACUCAGAAGAGGAUUGGACAAGAGAAUGCUGAGAUAUUUUAUCAAUCCGCUUUACAGGAGUCGUCCAAAUUUCCUUUUGGAUCUCCGAUCCAAAAGGAGUACAACUCUGAGGAAUCUCAUAGGAAAAAGCCUCCAAAAUACCCGAGCCCACCUACUAAUAAAGAAAAUACUGAACUGAUUCUGUCAGAGGGGUCUCUAGAGGAAGGAUUCGAAGAGAAUAAAGCAGAGGAUCAGAUUGAACAGCAUAUUUUGGAGCUUGAGAAGGAUAACCCCUACCUUCAGAAUAAGCAUCAUCUCGCAAUGGAGCAACAUCAGAUUGCAUAUGAGCGAAUGGAAGAGGAGAAAGGAGCAAAGCAGAUUAAUGGUAGUGAACUAGUGGAACAGAAUUGGGAGAAUGUGGAUCGAAUGAGGAAAGAUAAGAUGAGCCAAGAUUAUCUUAACCAAGAUCGAACAGACCAAGAUAGAAGAAAUCAGGGUAAAACUAACCAAGGGAGAAUCAAUCAAGAUAGAACUAAUCAAGGUAAAGCCAAUCAAGGAAGAGCCAAUCAAGGAAGAGCCAAUCAAGGGAGAGUUAAUCACGAGAGGAUAAGGGAAGGUGUGAUGAAUCAAGGAAGAAUUCCUCAUCAUCAAAUGCUUCUUCCUUCAGAAACUAUCGUUUCUUCAUCAUCUACUCUACAUAGAGCUACAAUUGAGGAGACCUCUCCAGAAGAAGCUCUAAAGCCAGAUGAAAUUAAGCUAAUAGAGUCUGAUAUUCGUCAGAAGGUGGGACAAACUGAACCUACUACAGCUCCAUUAGCAAUGAAGUUCCUUCAAAAAUUACAUAAUUUCAAAAGAGAUAGAUCAGCUUCUCCUGCAAAUCAAAGAGCUCAAGAGAUGAUGAGGGAUAUACUAUCUCGCCAUGUGCAUGAGUCUGAGGUUGACAUCCUUCCUAGCAGAGUAGAGGAGAGUAAAUCAUUUAUGACUGAGGAGGACUUACCGAAUAAGGAAAUCCUUGCUCAAAGAAUGCUGGCUCAAGAUAUCGAGCCAGUCCAGAUAGAAGCUUUAGAAAAUUCUACUGUACUUGAAAGAGAUGGGAAACUUAAGAAAGACUUCCUACAAGAUAUCGUUCAGCAUCUAGUUAAUAGAAGUAGUAAUGAAGUUGAAGGUGAAGGAGAAGCUGUUAUUGUCAAAGAUAGAGGUCUAGAAAUGGGUAGAAAUACAGGGUUUAUAGAUCAUAAACCAAAAAUAUCUCCCAAAUUUCCGUCAACUCCAGAAAUUAGAAACCCGUCUAAUGAGGCUCCUUCUAAAUCAAUUCAUCCAGAAUCAGAUAUGUCUCAGAAUAAUACAAACCUUUCUAUAAAUGAGCUGUUUGGAAAAGUGCAACCUGGUGGAGACAAAAGAAAUUUAUCAUUUAAAGAUCUGGCUGACGCCAAACAUACCUCUCAUUCUUUCACUAGAGAUCUUCAAAAACAGAACAAGAGAGGUGAAAACACACUGAAAAGGAUGGUUACUACAAUGACCAACAAAGGGAGACAACCUAUGCCAGGGAGUUUCUCACUUGGCGAGUUGGACAAGCCUGAAAUUUCCGAAAUAAAAGAGAAACUCACCAAAGAGAUCAGCAUCUCAUUUGACAAAGAAGAAUACGAAAAAGAGAAAUUUCUGAAGCAAGAACGGAUAGCUAAUGCUUUACUGCACUGUACCUCCAAAGGGCUGCUCCACAACUCCUUCACGAUUUGGAAGAAGGCUUUCCAGGAUGCAGUCAACAAAGAAGCGAUGGAGCGCGAAAAAGCACGGUUAAAACAAGAACAAAUGCAGAGGAAACUAGAAUCUGCGAAGAAAUUCAGAGCCACGAAGGAGCUACUCCUGAAACAUAUGGUCCUGAGAAGGAUCAGAAGAGUAAUCCGGGCAGAACAGAAGUGGAUGGCUAUAGUAAAAUCAGAGCUGACUGUUUAUACGAAGAAGAGAUUUUUCAGGUGUUGGAAAGUCUUUCAUGGCAUGAAUAGGAUUGAACAGAAGAGAAAACAGAGAAUUAAGAAGGCGGCUAUUAAGGCGAUGAAGGACCAUGUAGAGAGGAAUCAGCUGAAUUUAAAGAUAGCGACUGUGUUUAAUGACAAAAAUGAUAUACAAAGAGCUUUUAGUUAUUGGAAUAAUGAGACCAGGAAGAUCUUGCAAGUCAAGGAAAAUGAAGAGAAAGUAGUUAAUUUCAGGAAAGCUCAUUUACAAAGAAAUGCAUUUGCAAUGUUUAAGGAGUACCUCAACAUUAUGAGAGAUAUCAAUUCUGAUGAGUUCCUUCGUCUUGCAGAGAAGCAGGAUUAUUUUGAAAUUGGUAUCACUCAAGUCCAAAUGCAUAAAUUUUAACUAAAGGUUGAUUAAUUCCAAUUACAUAACUUUCUAUCAAUUGCAAGUGU
Molecule: messenger RNA, 2432 nt
Organism: Moneuplotes crassus
Lineage: Eukaryota; Ciliophora; Spirotrichea; Euplotida; Euplotidae
Source: the annotation of a GenBank genome assembly